CUGUUCAGUGAACUUUCAAAAGGAGCAAGUAUUUUAUGCACUGAAUACAGCUAAAUAGACCUGUUCAUUGCAGUUAAGGAUGAGUGACAAGCUAAACAAAUAAGAUAGUCAACUCAUUUCCUAGAGCAAUGCUAGUACUCAGAUAAGGCAACCAAAGGUCAAGUCUCAAGUUCAAACAUGCAGAAUCAACAUCCAACUCUGGCACUAAUAAGAGAAAUGAUGGAUUAGUGCCUGUUAUCGACGAUUUAGUUUCAUAUUCAUGGAUUCAUACGAUUUAUAAAGAUUUCGCUGCUGUCAAAUAUGGCAUUGGAGAAAUUUGUGGGAGGUAAUAUUUCUGAUAAAAGUAUGAACGAUUCAGAACUUAAUACCCCGGUUUAUCAAAACGAUUCAUUUUUACAGUAUCCAGAAUAUGAAAUGGGAAGAUCAGUUUUCAAGUACUGUUCGCCAGUUAUCCUAGUUGUUGGUACAUUAGGAAAUAUCUUAUCUGUUAUCAUACUAUUACGUCGGGAACUUCGUCAAUGUUCAACUACCAUAUAUCUCACAACGCUUGGCAUCACAGACCUCGUGUUCCUUUGGACUGCGUUGUUAAGGAACACGCUGCAGUACAACUUUGGUAUAUCACUCCGCAACUUGUCUGAAGGUGUCUGCCAGUUUGAUAUGUUUGUCACAUACUUUUCAAAACACUAUUCUGCAUGGAUACUCGUAGCUGUAUCCAUUGAAAGACUAAUCGCAGUAUGGCAUCCUUUCAGAGCAAAACAACUGUGUACAAAAAAGACCGCCAUAUUCUCGUUAGUCACAAUGGGCGUCGUCCUUGUUGGGGUGGAUUUACAUUUUAUUUGGACAUUGUCCCUUGAUAACAUCGGAAAUUGUACAAACAGACCACAGUUUCAGACAUUCGUAGUACAAAUUUGGAUAUGGAUUGAUGGUUGCAUUGGAUCGUUCAUACCAUUCAUCAUUAUGAUAAUUUGUAACAUUUGCAUUAUCGCCAAGGUCAUGCACGCUCGUAGCGAACGCGUCGAGAUGACCAAUAAUUCGGUGAUUAACUACAGGCAAAGCUCAAUGAACUCGAGACGCGGUGAUGUCUGUAAGUUUACUUCUAUGACAGCCAUGCUUCUUGGAAUUAGCUUCGGAUUCAUCAUUACCACGUCGCCAUUUUCUAUCUAUUUGCUCUACUACCAUAGCAUUGACUUCAAUCUUAGAACGGAGCAAAACAAAGCCGCACUAUUCCUCGCUUAUUCCAUUUGCGGAAGCAUCUUUUACAUCAAUUCAGCUAUCAACUUCCUUUUGUACUGUAUUACUGGACGCAAGUUCCGACGCGAACUUUGUACAAUUUGUUGCGCUAAGUGUAUCCUGUCUAUGAGGAACGUCGAGGGAGGCGCGCCCGACUUCCUAUAUAGCUGGAUAAGAAUGGGUUCCAUUAAGGACCACACGGGGACAACCUCUUGGAGCAGUCACAAUGGUGCCGAAAGGGAUUCUAAAAGGUACCACAUUGUAUCGGACAAUUUUUAAGAUGGAGAUGAAACAAAAAAUUGGACUAUCAUGAUAUAAUGUCUCGACUCCAUAAAAAACCUUAUUGCAUAUGUAGUGAAAUAAGUGUGGACAUUUUGUGUCAAACACGUGACCUCGUUUGUUGAUCUUGCCAUUCAGACAAUAAAUAGUAAAUGGUGAUCCACAUGAACACUUUGAUACCAUAUAAGUCAUUGACAUAAAUAUCGUUUUAGAAGACAGCACGGCGACUUGAAUCAAAAAGAAACGAUACGUGACACAAAAACAUUUAUCGCGUCGGAUAUAUUUUGUAUGAUAGUGUACUCCGCUGGACAAACUGAACAGCGUACUGAGUCUAUGCGAUAAAAGGAUGCUAUAAGUACAUGCCAUCCGUUUCUAAGACAUCAGUAGGCUUUACAUUCUACAAGAAGAAAUAUCAUUUUGCAUUGGCAGACUGUCGAGUAUCCGGCUUUGGAAGAAGUAAAUUUCCCCGAAGGUCCAAAGCCCAUCAGUUAUUUUAAACCUUCUAAAUUUAUUGAAUACGACUGAGAGAUAAUGAAGAAACAUUUAAAGUCGAGAUCCACAUUAUUAGAGUGGCGGACAAUCAUUCCUUGGAGAUACAUUACAUCAUUUCGUUAAAUGUUAUUGCCUGUGGUUGACUGGAGAAGAUGUAAGGUUCAAUAUUGUAAGACAUCGGUCUCCAUACAGUUACAAUAAUUACAUAGUUCAUGUAACAACAUGGCUGAGCUUCCUGUAUGGGACUGUAUACAUUUUUAACCUCUUCGAAGCGGUCAAAUUACUUAAUAUAGCAUUUGGCUGAAAGAUGCAUUGUGAUGCUAGUCGAAGCAGUUUUUCGCAGUUUUUCUGGUUGCAGUGAGUGGUAAUAUCUACCGCAUUUAUUAGAAUAUACAACUUGCGUUCUUGUAAAAAGGGAAUUUUUCCCAAUAUGACCAGGUUAAACAUGCGGGAUUUUGUUCAUGUAACAAUUUUGCCAAAUGUAAUUAACUGAGACUAACAUAUCUAUUUGUAGGUAUU
Molecule: messenger RNA, 2520 nt
Organism: Owenia fusiformis
Lineage: Eukaryota; Metazoa; Annelida; Polychaeta; Sabellida; Oweniidae
Source: the annotation of a GenBank genome assembly